Phalaenopsis equestris is the source of this 2297-nucleotide messenger RNA. Its product is annotated as DNA polymerase eta. The transcript has 14 exons. Gene Ontology annotation, biological process: error-prone translesion synthesis; response to radiation. The record is from RefSeq and is a predicted model, not a curated record. Gene Ontology annotation, cellular component: nucleus; replication fork; site of double-strand break. The coding region runs from base 87 to 1961 and encodes 624 amino acids. Gene Ontology annotation, molecular function: DNA-directed DNA polymerase activity; damaged DNA binding. Lineage: Eukaryota; Viridiplantae; Streptophyta; Magnoliopsida; Asparagales; Orchidaceae.
UCUCCAGACUGAGCAUUCAGCGCAGCGAGCAGUAUACGAGAGUCGGAAGAGGAGGAGAAAUUAGAAAAGCAGGAAAUCGAGCGAAAAUGCCGAUCCCUCGACCAGAUCUGCAAGGAGACCGCGUCAUUGCCCACGUCGACAUGGAUUGCUUCUAUGUCCAAGUGGAGCAAAGAAAGCAGCCCAAAUUAAGGGGCUUGCCCACUGCUGUAGUGCAGUAUAAUGAUUGGAAAGGAGGGGCUUUGAUUGCUGUAAGCUAUGAAGCUCGAAAAUUUGGGGUGAAACGUUCGAUGCGAGGAGCUGAGGCUGAAAUGGUUUGCCCUGGUAUACAGUUGGUUCAGGUUCCCGUUGCACGUGGUAAAGCCGACCUGAAUGGGUAUCGAAGUGCUGGUUCUGAGGUAGUCUCAAUACUGUCAACGAAAGGAAGGUGUGAGCGUGCAUCGAUCGAUGAGGUUUAUCUUGACUUGACUGAUGCCGCAGAAUCAAUGCUAUCUGAAGCUCCUCUUGAGGAACUAGAAAACUUUGAUGAAGAGGCCCUGAAAUCACAUGUUCUUGGUCUGAGAGGGGAUGAAGAUCUGGAAAAGAAUGUCCGAGAGUGGUUUUUUGGAAGUGAUGCCAUCUAUCAGGAUAAAUUAUUAGCUUGUGGAGCCAUUAUAGUUGCACAAUUACGUGAUAAAGUUCUGAAGGAAACAGAGUUCACAUGUUCUGCUGGGAUUGCUCACAACAAGAUGUUGGCAAAACUUGCCAGUGGAAUGCACAAACCAGCACAGCAAACAAUUGUACCGUCAUCAGCAGUACGAGACCUUCUUGCUUCUUUGCCUGUAAAGAAAAUGAAACAGCUUGGAGGAAAACUUGGAAGCUCCUUACAGGAUGAUCUUGGGGUAAACACUGUUGGUGAUUUACUGAAAUUUUCUGAAGAGAAGCUUCAAGAACGAUACGGCUUUAACACAGGUACCUGGUUAUGGAAUACCGCUCGAGGUAUUAGUGGGGAUGAAGUCAAGGGCCGAGUUCUUCCUCAGAGCCAUGGCUGUGGAAAAACUUUUCCCGGACCAAAAGCAUUGAAGACUACUGCUGCUGUCGAGAGUUGGCUUAAUCAAUUAUGUGAGGAACUGAGCGAACGCAUUCAGCUAGACUUGGAUCAGAAUAAGAGAGUUGCACACACCCUGACCUUGCAUGCAAGGGCAUUUAAGACAGACGACAUGGGGCCGCACAAGAAAUUUCCAUCAAAGUCAUGCCCAUUGCGCUAUGGUGUAAAUAAAAUUCAAGAAGAUGCUAAAAAACUUUUUGAUACUGGUCUCCGUGAAUAUUUGGGCUCUCAUAACAAUGCAUGGAGAGUAACCUCUCUUUCCAUGUCUGCUAGCAAAAUACUGGAUACUCCUGGAACGUCUUCAAUUAUGAGAUUCCUUCAAGGGAAGAGUUUUCCCUCUGCUAUAUCAGAUGCAUCAUAUGAUGACAUCCAAGAUGAUGCUCCCUCAUCAUCCAUAGGAAGCAAAGAGAAUAUGUUACCAGAAUCCGACGAAGAUCAGCAAGCGUUCGCUCAUGAAAAAUCUGUCGAAGUGGAUCAUGUGCCCUCUCAAGCUAGAAAAAUUGAUGAUUUUUGCACGCAGAACCGAGAGCAUAAAGAUAAGGGAAAGGGUUCAAUUUUGAGAUUCUUUUCUGGCAUCAAUUCCUCCACAAAGCAAGUACCAAAUGGGAGCGAGAAACAUGAAGGCCUGGAUCUAAGAGACCACCAAAAAGAACCUUUGGUUGAUGAACACAGCAGUCUUGGCCGGAUUUCGAAUCAACAGAUGGAUUCUUCAUGGAAUCUCAAUGCCGAGGAUGUCGAUCCUUCUGUUCUUGAUGAGCUGCCUCUCGAAAUUCAGCGAGAAGUUCGAGGCUGGAUUCGCUCUUCCAAGCGUGCGAAAACUACCAAACUAGGCUCCAAUAUUUUUCAUUAUUUUUCAACAGAUGACAACUCUGGUUGAGAUUGAUGCAUAGCACUCAAAACAUCGUUAUUUACAAAAUGAGCGCAUAGGUCAUUUUUCUUAACCGACGAGUUGAUACGUUUAUGCACGCCACGGUCAAAUUAUUUGGAGUUUGGUAGAAAUGAAAACUAUGGGUUAGGAUUUUAUAAAACGAAUGAAAGAGGGUGUUAGUUUUGUAAAUAACAAAAUAUCGAGUGCUAUGUAUGUAAUUGCCCCUAAAGUCUAUUGGUUGGGAGUCCAGCAUUUAGUAUUCUACACAUAUUUUUAUUUUGAAGGAGUUAUGAGGAAGUUCUGAAGUUGGGAAAAUAUUUGCGUACAUAAGACGUACUCAAUGCU